AUGGACGAAGAAGAAGACGACUUUUAUGACCCUGUCGACACGGUGCCGACCACCGAGGUCGCGAACAAUGGUGCCAAUGUAGCCCCAGACCAAUCGCAGGAGAACGACGGCAUGGAAGAAGAGAUCGAGGUUGAGGAUGACGAUGACGAUGAUGAUGACUUCAAUAUCAUUACUGAGGCGCCCGCCGACGCGCCCCCUCCAGAGGCCUCUCAUCCACGCCAUGCGACCUUGCGACAAGAACCGCAGCGACCCUCCUCGGCCAACUCAUCUCUGACCUCGAAACCUGCGACGCCUUCUGCCACCCCUCGUCUAGAUGCCCCGACUCCCGUGUCCGCGCCCGCGACAACGGCCGCUGCGCAACCUACCGCGCCUCAAAAGCCUGGCUCUGCGUACCCGGCAAUUCACACCUCUACGAUCGACGUCAAUGGCAAUCCUGUUCACCCAGCCACGGGUAAGCCGAUCAUGGCCACCGAUAUGGAUGUCGACUUCCCUACAGACGACAAGCCCUGGCGCCGUCCGGGCUCUGAUAUCUCCGAUUACUUCAACUACGGGUUCGACGAGUUUACAUGGGUGAGCUACUGUCUGAAGCAGCAAGGGGUGCGAAAGGAGGUGGGAGACCAAAAGAAACAAAUGGACGAUAUGCAGUCUUUCUUGGGCAUUGGAAUGCCCCCCAUGCCUGGUGCGCCUCCAGGACCUGCUGCCGCAGCUAGUGCUCCACCGGCUAUGCCUGGUAUUCCAGGAAUGCCUGAUAUGAACCCUGAAAUGAUGCAGGGUAUGUUCCAGGCUAUGAUGAGCCAAGGAUUGGACCCGUCAACCAUGGACCCGAUGGCGUUCAUGCAGCAUGCACAAUCGAUGGUGGCAGGCCAGCCAGGUGGCCAGCAGUCACAGCCAGGGUUCGGAGGCCAAGGCCAAGGACAAGGAUAUGGUCAAGGAGGCCAGGGUCAGAUGGGAUAUGGAGGUUAUGACCAACGUGGAAAUUAUGGAGGACGGGGGCGAGGGCGAAGAUGGUAG
Molecule: messenger RNA, 1011 nt
Organism: Penicillium argentinense
Lineage: Eukaryota; Fungi; Ascomycota; Eurotiomycetes; Eurotiales; Aspergillaceae
Gene: fip1
Product: cleavage polyadenylation factor subunit FIP1
Exons: 3
Coding region: 1-1011 (336 amino acids)
Cellular component (GO): mRNA cleavage and polyadenylation specificity factor complex
Molecular function (GO): RNA binding
Source: RefSeq, a predicted model, not a curated record